Scutellospora calospora is the source of this 208-nucleotide messenger RNA. NCBI's taxonomy places the organism in Eukaryota, Fungi, Glomeromycota, Glomeromycetes, Diversisporales, Gigasporaceae. The record is from the annotation of a GenBank genome assembly.
AUGAAUAUAGAAACUGAUCCUACAACUACUAAUUCAGAAACAGAUCAUGCAAUACAAGAUCAGGUACUUGAGGCUGAUAAUAAUGCAGGUUAUAGCACUACCUCUGCAACACAAACUAAAGAAACUGAUAACUGGCUAAUGGAUAUAGAUAAUGCAAUUCAAGCCAAAGUCAAAGAUGAGUUUAAUAACACAAUUUGGCAUUAUGAUC